AGCCGAGAGCGAGGCGGAGCAUUGGGUUCACAAGGAGCAUGUGGAGGCAAAUGGAGAAUGUGCAGGUGACAAUGGAGAAUGUGCAGGUGACAAUGGAGAAUGUGCAGGUGACAAUGGGCAACGAGGAUGUGGCAGUGGGACUCAGAGAGACUGUGGGGCCGCUGCUGGGCAUCAGAAAUCGAUAUUUGAGGCGCCUCAAGAAAACAGUGGGGCCGCUGCUGGGCAUCAGAAAUCGGAUCCCGAUAGUAAUGGGCAGGACGGGGCGUGCUGUGAAGGGGGAAGGGAAGAAGGGGCAGCAAUGGAGCAAGAGGAGGAGAAAGUGAGAAUUCAAGUGGCUUCAACACUCGGCUGCUCGCCCGCCACUGGCGCCGAGGAGGCAGGAAACGAAUUUACCAAAGAGGGGGCUGCAGAUAAACUAGACAGGUCUUUGGAGCUGAGUUUUAACAAAGAGCCGGCUCGUAGGAGGUAUUCAUCUGUGACCGCCAGCACCCCCGCAUAUUCCCGUGCCCCCAUCUCGUCCCGCAUCGUUAAGCUCGUUCUAGACCCUUCAGUCAAGCCCAUCGUUGUGCUUGACUGCUCCGAGUCCUCUGCUCCUGCUGCUACUGCUGCUGUUGCUGCUGCUGCUUAUGUUCAUGCUGCGGCUGCAGCUUCUGCUGUUGACCUGCUGACACCUCCAAGCACCAAGACACGGAACAAAGCCAGAAACGCCAAAGCUCAAGGCAGUAUUAGCCCGCUACAUGGGGCCACAGGGGGCCCUGGCCCGUAUGAGGCAUGGUACGAGCCCCUCUGGCCGAUGCCCCGUGCUGGAUUCGGGAAACGAGCUCAGAGCACCGGGGGGGGGAAGGGGGGUGUGGAAAAUCCAGGGCAGGGGUCGGCUGGCAGGCUGAAGGUAAGGUGUGGGGCCAGAGGGGAGAGGGAAGGAGCAGUGGACACAAUGGGGCAAGGGUGUGUGAGUAGCAGCAGUGGUGUAAGUCGGGGAGGAGUGGAGGCAGUGCGGCGAGUGUGCGAGGGAGCUGAGGUGAGGGAGGCCCUGGGACAGGUGUCUGAGAGCAGCAGUGGUGGCAUGGGAGGAGCAGAGGGAGUGGGGAGGGUGUGUGAGAGUAGCAGCAGUGACGGCAGGGGAGGAGGAGCGGAGGCAGUAGGGCUGGGGGUUGGUGCACCUGCACCGUCCGAUGCAUCUGCACCGUCCGAUGCAUCUGCACCGUCUGGUGCAUCUGCACCAGUUGACGCUGCUAUGCCUGCUGGGCUUUCUGAAGCACCUGAGGGUUCGUCUGAAGCACCUGAGGGUUCGUCUGAAGCACCUGAGGGAUUGUCUGAAGCACCUGAGGGAUUGUCUGCAGCACCUGAGGAUUCGUGGGACAUGCAUGGAGCUUGUGUUGUGGGCGCACAUGAUGAUGCUGAUGCUGCUGCCCCCGCCGCUGCUGCUGCCGCUGCUGCUGCCGCUGCUGCUGCCGCUGCUGCUGCCGCUGCUGCUGCCGCUGCUGCUGCCGCUGCUGCUGCCUCUGCUGCUUCCCCUGAUGCUCAUCUUGCAGUUUCUCCUCCUACUGCUGCUGCUCCUGCUGCUGCUGCUGCUCCGGCUGCUGCUGCUGGUUCUGCUGCAUCUGCUUCUGCUGCUCCUUCUGCUACUGCUACUGCUUCUCUUGCUGCUGUGGUUGCCGCUCCUGCUCCUCCUCUUGCUGUUGAUGCUGCUGCUGCUGCUGGUGCUCCUCCUCCUCCUCCGUCUGCUGCUGCCGCUGCUGCUCCUUCUACUGCUCCUUCUGCUCCUGCUCCUGCUCCUGCUCCUUCUGCUGCUGCUGCUGCUUCUCCUCUUUCUUCUGCUGCUGCUACACCUCCCACCAGUGCUGCCACUGUUCCUCCUUCUGCUGCGUCACCCGCUGCUGCCACUGCUGACACAUCCUCUCCUUCCUCCAGCAAGCCCCCUGCCAACACCCAGCAACCCUUCACAGCCAGCCCCCCCCCUCCUUCUGCUGCAUCACCCGCUGCUGCCACGCCUGACAAAUCCUCUCCCUCCUCCAGCAAGCCCCUUCCCACCGCCAAGCAAUCCUUGGGACUCUCCGUCUCUGUAGGAGACGCCCCCACUGCACCCCUCUCCUCCCCCAGGUGGUCCCUCCCCUGGAAGGCCCCUGCGCCGCACUCUUUCUCCUGGAAGCCCCCUGUCCGCCACCCCCUCCUGGGGGCCGGCAGCCCUCUGCGGCUCGUGCUGGGUAAGGCGAGGAAGGAGGAGCGCGGGCCAAGCUGCCUGGACCGAGGGGCAGGUGGCGAAGAGCGUGGGGCAGGCGGCCAGGGGGAGGGGCAGCAGCAGCAAGAGCCGGCGCACGACCAAGCGGGUGGUGCGAGCAGCGCCCCGCGUUCCCGCUCUGACCAUCUAGAGGGGGCUGCAUAUGGGGCAGGAGCAGGAGGAGCAGGAGGAGCAGGAGGAGCAGGAGGAGCAGGAGGAGCAGGAGGAGCAGGAGGAGCAGGAGGAGCAGCAGGAGCAGGAGGAGCAGGAGCAGGAGGGGGAGCAGGCGGGGGUAGUGGGGCGGGUGGGAGAGGGGAGCGGCUGCGGGGGUCACUGAGCGAGGGCAGUCUGUUUGCCAGCCGGCGCAGCGUGAACCGCCUCCUCUCCGCGCGCCACCGCAUGCUGCUCUCCCCCCGCGACUUCCUCCGCAAGUUCUCCUCCUCCUCCGUCCCCUCCUGGAAGGGUGUCAACUGGCGGCAGGCGUCGGACUCAAGCCUCUCAAUGAUCCCCUCGGACGGGCCCAAGGACGUGUGGGAGGCGGCGGAGCGGAACCAGCUGGGCGGGCAGUGGGACCGGUCCAGUAGUGCGAGGAAGAGGAGCAUCCUGUUGCUUGGUGCUAAGUCGCUGAGUGACAGGGCUCUCAGCGGGAGGGCGUUGAGCGGGAGAGGGAGCACGAGCAUGCAGGAGAGAGCGAGUGGGGCGAGGGGGGACGGAGUGGUGGGAGAGCAGAGUGCAGCGGAAGGGGUGACGGAUAGCAGCAAGGCAAAUGGAGGGGAGCAAGGUGGGCCGGGAUGUGAGUCCUCCGCAGGUGGGUUGCACGGCCGCAGACACACUGUUGACGGGGCUGGGGCUGCUUUCGGCGCUGGGCUUGAUUUUGGCACUCUGGGAAGGAAUGCUGCAAAGGAGGAUUGGGAGCGGGUGAGGCGCAUCAGCCAGGCUGCGCUGGGGAUUUCCAGAAGCGGCAGCAGCAGCGGCAGCGGCAUUGGCGACCCUCAACGGGUGCUUCCGCCCAAAGGCGAUGAGCAGCUGUAUGCACGCAGCAGCAGCACUCGCAGGACGUGGGGGUUCAAGUCAUGGGCCAGCGGCCACAAGAGGAGCUCCAGUCAAAACAGCUCGAGGAGUUCUGGGGCGCCUCAAAGCGUGCCGUUGGUGGGGGGUGAGAGCUGGAGCUCCAGUCAGAAAGAUCUUUCGAAGGGAAAGAGCACGAGCAGCACUGGCAACGGUGGUUCCCCUGACAGCCCUCGGAGUCAUCCCGAUGCCUCAGGUGAAUCCUCAGGUGGCACCGUGCUGUGGAAUCCGUACAGCGCUGAGGGAAGGCUGGAAGAAGUGCCGAAAUUUGUCUCUCUUACCGAGUCAUAUGGGGGGGAGAAUGAGGGAGUGGAGGGGGAAGGGGAGGAGGGGGAGGAGUACAUGGGUGUGCCAUGGAGCUGCCCGGUGCUGAUGGACGACGUGUCGAGAGGGGGGCAUCGGCAGCAUCAGAUGCAGCAGAUGCAGCAGCAGCAGGCAGGUGGGAAGGUGGGGGCAGCAGCAGCAGGAAUGCAGCCAUUGAAAGAGAGUGAGGCAUGGGAGCGUUUGGGAGGGGGGAGAGAGGGGGAAGCGGGUGACGAAGGGGAGGCCAGUCAACAGAAGAAGACAAAGGCUGCCGCCUCUCUUGUUGCAGUGAAGCCGUUUAGGCAGCGUGUGCAGCAGCCGAAGGCAAUGGGGGGGCAGCAGUUGCAGGGGGUGUAAGUAUGGGAUGGAUGGGUAAGGUUCAGUCAUCCACUUUUACUAGAUGUCUUUGUUGAUUGCCCACAAGUAGGCCUUCUUCUAAGCCCAUACAAGCCACACAAUGAGUGAGUUAAGCUUUCCAAGGUUAUUCUGCAGUUGUUACGAUUGGAUUUUGUACAACAACAAAAAAUCUGGCUUCGC
Messenger RNA from Closterium sp. NIES-67, 4126 nucleotides. NCBI's taxonomy places the organism in Eukaryota, Viridiplantae, Streptophyta, Zygnematophyceae, Desmidiales, Closteriaceae. The record is from the annotation of a GenBank genome assembly.